Molecule: messenger RNA, 854 nt
Organism: Desarmillaria tabescens
Lineage: Eukaryota; Fungi; Basidiomycota; Agaricomycetes; Agaricales; Physalacriaceae
Exons: 6
Coding region: 21-788 (255 amino acids)
Cellular component (GO): intracellular anatomical structure
Molecular function (GO): oxidoreductase activity, acting on NAD(P)H, oxygen as acceptor
Source: RefSeq, a predicted model, not a curated record
UGUAAUCUCAUAAACUCACCAUGUCGAGUCGGAAACUAGUCGUCGUCGUUACUGGCGCAUCCAGAGGUAUAGGUCUGGCUGUCGUCAAGAUACUACUCGAGACAUUCAAUGCCAACGUAGCGGCAAUUUCGCGAACCCGCACACCUGAAUUAGAGUCAUUGGUAUCGGACAGUCUUCUACACAUUCAAUGCGACGUGUCGGAUGAGCCCUCACUGGUCCAGGCGAUCUCGCAGGCGGAACAACGUUUCAGUCAUAUCGAUGGCUUUAUCCUGAAUGCUGCCGUGGUGGAGCCUAUGUGCCGUAUUGGGGAUUCUACACCUCUGUCUGCCUGGAAAGCCCAUUUUGAUGUCAACUUUUUCUCGUUAAUCACUGCUGUCAGAUCAGCACUGCCUGCGCUGAGACGGAGCGAUGUUGGCGGCAGGAUUGUAUUCGUCAGUUCCGGUUCUGCCGUCAAAGGCACAGUGGGGUGGGGUCCUUAUAACGCAUCCAAAGCUGCUAUGAAUAGCUUGUGCAGGACCUUGUCUGAAGAAGAACCGAAAGUGACUUCAGUUGCUCUGAGGCCUGGUGUUGUAGACACAAAUAUGCAAACCAUGCUGAGGAACACCGGUGGCGAGAGUAUGUCUGCCAAAGACUAUCAGAAGUUCCUUGAUUACCAUGCCAAGGGCGAACUUCUGGCUCCAGAUCUGCCAGGUCGUGUAAUAGCCGCACUUUCUCUGCAAGCACCCGCAACUUUGAGCGGCCAGUUCGUCAGUUGGAAUGACGAGUCAUGCACACCCUUCAGAAGUUAAAGUUUGACGUAUAGUGUAGUGUUGAUAUUGAAACUUCGAAAGUCUCUUUGUAUUUUCAACCGGAAC